Messenger RNA from Quercus lobata, 450 nucleotides. Its product is annotated as phosphopantothenoylcysteine decarboxylase-like. Gene Ontology annotation, cellular component: phosphopantothenoylcysteine decarboxylase complex. The coding region runs from base 1 to 450 and encodes 149 amino acids. Gene Ontology annotation, molecular function: phosphopantothenoylcysteine decarboxylase activity; FMN binding. Gene Ontology annotation, biological process: coenzyme A biosynthetic process. The transcript has a single exon. Lineage: Eukaryota; Viridiplantae; Streptophyta; Magnoliopsida; Fagales; Fagaceae. The record is from RefSeq and is a predicted model, not a curated record.
AUGUCAUCCUCAGAACCUGUAAGUGAAGAAACGGAGCCAAUGCACGUCAAUGCUGCUCCCAGGAAGCCACAGAUUCUACUUGCUGCUAGUGGAAGUGUUGCUGGGAUAAAGUUUGGAAAUCUCUGCCAUUGUUUUUCAGAAUGGGCAGAGGUAAGAGCAGUUGCCACAACAGCGUCUUUACAUUUCAUAGAUAGGGCAUCUCUUCCUAAAGAUGUAGUUCUUUAUACGGAUGAUGAUGAAUGGUCUAGUUGGAAGAAAAUUGGUGAUAAUGUGCUUCACAUUGAGCUACGCCGAUGGGCUGAUAUUAUGGUCAUUGCUCCAUUGUCAGCCAACACACUUGGCAAGGUAAUACGCUUGAGAAAUUUCAGAAAAAUUGUUACCAAAAUGGUUACAAGACUAAAAAUUGAAGUUAACCAGCUCUUCUGUUAUUAUGCUAAUAUUCACAACUGA